Messenger RNA from Bacillus rossius redtenbacheri, 1014 nucleotides. Its product is annotated as collagen alpha-2(IV) chain-like. The record is from RefSeq and is a predicted model, not a curated record. Gene Ontology annotation, molecular function: extracellular matrix structural constituent conferring tensile strength. Gene Ontology annotation, biological process: extracellular matrix organization. NCBI's taxonomy places the organism in Eukaryota, Metazoa, Arthropoda, Insecta, Phasmatodea, Bacillidae. The transcript is spliced from 3 exons. The coding region runs from base 1 to 1014 and encodes 337 amino acids.
AUGCAUGUGGUCCAGGAAGAAUUUGAGAAGAUCCAGGAGUUUAUCGAGAAGAACGAAGCAGAAGAUAUUGGACACUUGGAAGGUGAAAACGGAUUUGACUCGACUAAUGAAGAGAACACGAUUAGAGCUGAUGGAGCAGAUGGAGCUUUCAGAGCUCCUGGUCUACAGCAGCAGCCGGCAGUGACGAGGUCCUCGGGAGCUCCUGGUCUACAGCAGCAGCCGGCAGUGACGAGGUCCUCGGGAGCCCCUGGUCUACAGCAGCAGCCGGCAGAGACGAGGUCCUCGGGAGCCCCUGGUCUACAGCAGCAGCCGGCAGAGACGAGGUCCUCGGGAGCCCCUGGUCUACAGCAGCAGCCGGCAGUGACGAGGUCCUCGGGAGCUCCUGGUCUACAGCAGCAGCCGGCAGAGACGAGGUCCUCGGGAGCCCCUGGUCUACAGCAGCAGCCGGCAGAGACGAGGUCCUCGGGAACCCCUGGUCUACAGCAGCAGCCGGCAGUGACGAGGUCCUCGGGAGCUCCUGGUCUACAGCAGCAGCCGGCAGUGACGAGGUCCUCGGGAGCCCCUGGUCUACAGCAGCAGCCGGCAGUGACGAGGUCCUCGGGAGCCCCUGGUCUACAGCAGCAGCCGGCAGUGACGAGGUCCUCGGGAGCCCCUGGUCUACAGCAGCAGCCGGCAGUGACGAGGUCCUCGGGAGCCCCUGGUCUACAGCAGCAGCCGGCAGAGACGAGGUCCUCGGGAGCUCCUGGUCUACAGCAGCAGCCGGCAGAGACGAGGUCCUCGGGAGCUCCUGGUCUACAGCAGCAGCCGGCAGAGACGAGGUCCUCGGGAGCCCCUGGUCUACAGCAGCAGCCGGCAGUGACGAGGUCCUCGGGAGCUCCUGGUCUACAGCAGCAGCCGGCAGAGACGAGGUCCUCGGGAGCUCCUGGUCUACAGCAGCAGCCGGCAGAGACGAGCAGCAGCCGGCAGAGACGAGGUCCUCGGGAGCUCCUGGUCUACAGCAGCAGCCAGCAGUGA